This is a messenger RNA of Etheostoma spectabile (orangethroat darter), 2253 nucleotides long. It is a transcript of the gene jkamp, whose product is annotated as jnk1/mapk8 associated membrane protein. The coding region runs from base 132 to 1055 and encodes 307 amino acids. Gene Ontology annotation, molecular function: ubiquitin protein ligase binding. Gene Ontology annotation, cellular component: membrane. The transcript is spliced from 8 exons. Gene Ontology annotation, biological process: response to unfolded protein; ERAD pathway. NCBI's taxonomy places the organism in Eukaryota, Metazoa, Chordata, Actinopteri, Perciformes, Percidae. The record is from RefSeq and is a predicted model, not a curated record.
AACAACUUGGUUUCCUGGUUGUGUUACUUCAAUUUCGGUCCGCAUCCGGUUUGCCUAACAGCUGACUAACAAAUGAAAACACUGUAGCACUGAGGCGAGAAACCUUGUUUUUAAACAUUAUUGUGCACAUAAUGGCUGUGGCCAUGAGUUCCACGUGCCCGGGCACAUACUGCGGCAGGAUGAUGGUCAAUGGAUCGGUGGAGGGAGAGUGUGGCGUUUGUCCUCGAGGAGAGCGGGCCAACAUCCAGAAGGUGUGCGAACGCUGCACCGAAUCCCCCGAGCUCUACGACUGGCUCUACCUGGGCUUCAUGGCCAUGUUGCCCUUGGUGCUGCACUGGUUCUUCGUCGAGUGGUACUCUGGAAAGAAGAGCUUCCACGCUCUGCUGCAGCACGUGCCGGCCAUGUUGGAGUCGGGCGUGUCGGCUGUGGUCACCCUGCUGGUCACGGAGCCGGUGGGGAAGCUCAGCAUCCACUCCUGCCGAGUCCAGAUGCUGUCGGACUGGUACACCAUGCUCUACAACCCCAGCCCCGACUACGUCAACACGUUGCACUGCACGCAGGAGGCCGUCUACCCGCUCUACACCAUCGUGUUGAUCUACUACGCCUUCUGCCUGGUGCUGAUGAUGCUGCUGCGCCCUCUGUUGGUGAAGAAGAUAGCGUGCGGCCUGGGCAAAUCGGAUCGCUUCAAGAGCAUCUACGCUGCUCUGUACUUCUUCCCCAUCCUCACCGUGCUGCAGGCGGUGGGCGGAGGGCUGCUCUACUAUGCGUUUCCCUACAUCAUCCUGGUCCUGUCUCUGGUCACGCUGGCUGUUUACAUGUCUGCCUCGGAGAUACAGUCUUUUAAGAACCUCGUCACUAAGAAGAAGCGCCUGGUGGUCCUGUUCAGCCAUUGGCUGCUCCACGCGUACGGCAUCAUCUCUAUCUCCCGAUUGGACAAGCUGGAGCAGGACCUGCCGCUGUUGGCCCUCGUGCCCGGUCCCGCCCUCUUCUACAUCGCCACCGCCCGCUUCACGGAGCCCAGUCGCAUCCUGUCGGAGGGCGGCAACGGACACUGACGACGUCGGCCGACCAGACCAACAUCGAUGCAGUUUUUACAAAAUGUUCAGAUCCUCAGACGGAGAGAUCGGGGUUCAGGGUCGGGGUCAGCGAUGACAUCAUCAAGUGCCAUUUGUAACAUUGGGGAAACCAUUUCAUCUUCUACUCCAUAUGGUAUAUAAUACGGUGUAUAUGUAAGAAGGGCUGCAGCAAAGGAUUAGUUUCAUCUGCGAUUCAUUUUUUCGAUUAAGGGAUUAGUUGUUUGCGCUUUAAAAUGUGGAUCAGUGUUUCCCAGAAGCCCAAAAUGACGUCCUCCGAUAUCUCGUUUGUCCCCAGCUCAAAAUAUAUAUUCAGUGUACUACAGUGUCAGAUACUCUCAUUCAUAGUGCACCUUUAACACUUAAAUCUUCCCACUGGACUACGACUCCAUGCAGACUUUCAGAGUGCUCGUAUAACUCUUUACAUUUAGUUGAUUUUGGUGCCGUUUAGCUCCUUUUCUGGACAUUCUUGACAUUUUCUCUCUAUGUUCUUGAUGCCUUUCUCUUUCUUUUUGUUACUUUUCUCAACGUUCUUGACGCUUAAAUUAUUUGUUGCUUUUUCCAAUAUAUUGUUUUUUUUUAUACGCUUGUCUCUUUUUUCAAUGUAUAUAUUGCAAUUUCUUUUUUUCUUUUAUAUUUUUUACUCAUUUUUUUGACUCUUUUGUUCCUUUUCUGUGCAUUCUUGUCUCUUUUUCUCCACGUUCUUGACAUCUAUGUUUUUGUCACUUUUCUCGACGUUCUUGUCACUUUUUCUUAAAGGUUUCGGUUGCGUUUUUUCAAUGUAUGCCUUGUUUUUUAACUAUUUUUGUCCCUUUUGUUUGACGUUUUUGUUCCUUUUCUGGACAUUCUUGUCUUUUUCUCUAUGUUCCUUUCACGUUUUUAAGUCUUUCUUCUCUAUGUUCUUGUUGCCUGGGAUAGGGAUUGUAUCGGACUGUAUAUUUAUAUAUAAUUGUAAAUAUAUGUAUGCUUGUAAAUAUGAGUGUGUUCAGUAGGAUUUGCUACAUGCACAUAAGCUAAAAUUACAAAUGGAUGUUUCACAACGGUGUGUGAGCUUCAGUGUACCUACCUGUAUAAUUUCAUGUGCUCUGUCUUUAUAUUUGAAUCUGUAACGUGAACCCUGUCAGUAUUAUCUGAGUCAUCGUCAUGGUUUCUUCUACAUAAACCUGCUGUCAAAGUCAAA